AUGUAUCCGUCACGGCACGCAGUGGAAGCGAAGGAAAGCAAUCCAGCUUUUCAGCAAUUCUCUAGUCCGAAGGCUGAGUCGGCGUCGAAGUCGAGUUGGAACGUUGCCGGCGGAAGAGAAGCAGUAACUCGACGCUUGGAAUGGUCGGAUGUCGCCGUUCCGACCAGAACUGCGUUGUCGCUGCUGCGAGGGACGUGCGUUCACUGCACCCUGCAGAUGCACCCUCUCACCUCAACAAAAGGCUUAAUUUCCGGAAAAGGAUCGACGCUUCCGCCCCGUAUUAAAUUGACCGAUCAAGACACCUCGGCCCUUAUCGUCGAGCUCGGACGAGAGAUGCGAAGCGGCCAGGGGCUUCUGGUCUCGUCCAAGCUCUUUGACGGAGAGUGCACUCAGGCGCGAGACGUGCCAUCGAGGCCGACCGUGCGCGUCACUUGCAAGUCAGUCUCAGCAACGUUCGAUUGUGUACUGGUGAAUGGCGUAAAGGUUCGUACAUCGUGA
Messenger RNA from Pseudozyma hubeiensis SY62, 498 nucleotides. Its product is annotated as phosphatidylinositol 3- and 4-kinase. Bases 1 to 498 code for a protein of 165 amino acids. NCBI's taxonomy places the organism in Eukaryota, Fungi, Basidiomycota, Ustilaginomycetes, Ustilaginales, Ustilaginaceae. The transcript has a single exon. The record is from RefSeq and is a predicted model, not a curated record.